Postia placenta MAD-698-R-SB12 is the source of this 501-nucleotide messenger RNA. RefSeq lists its product as hypothetical. The transcript is spliced from 5 exons. NCBI's taxonomy places the organism in Eukaryota, Fungi, Basidiomycota, Agaricomycetes, Polyporales, Adustoporiaceae. Bases 1 to 501 code for a protein of 166 amino acids. The record is from RefSeq and is a predicted model, not a curated record.
AUGUCAAACACAGGCCCACCCGUGUCGAGUCCGCCCCCUCCAGGGCUUUACUUCAUUCAGAAUGUCAACAACAAUCUCGAUGACACUCCCCUGACUGCUACGUCCUCUCGUAACAAUGACGGAAAGUGGCGUCUCUCAGAUUCGGCGUCCACGGCCUCCGGAUCUGCAUUUCUCAACUAUCAGUAUGAUACCCAGUACGCACAUGCAACGAACGGGGGCCUGGUGGGCAGCCUAGUCGUGGGACAGACCACUUCGCAGAAGUUCAAUAUCAAACAUGUAGGUGGGGACCAGUUCUGGAUCACCACUGUGGAGUCAGGAAGCAACUUAGGUUGGGCCCUUAAGGGAACAACGCCAGGCACGACGCUUGUAGAAAACGAAAAGCCUCCAUUUCGAACAUAUGUCGAAAACUUGACUUACGCACGCCGCACAGGCUUCCUCUUUUGCGGCGCGCGGUGCUUCUUUACAGAGCACCUCAAGGACACCCAGAAGCGGUACAAGUAG